Messenger RNA from Umbelopsis ramanniana AG, 4039 nucleotides. RefSeq lists its product as uncharacterized. Lineage: Eukaryota; Fungi; Mucoromycota; Umbelopsidomycetes; Umbelopsidales; Umbelopsidaceae. Gene Ontology annotation, biological process: transcription by RNA polymerase II. Gene Ontology annotation, cellular component: nucleus. Bases 8 to 4039 code for a protein of 1343 amino acids. The record is from RefSeq and is a predicted model, not a curated record. The transcript has a single exon.
CAAAGACAUGGAGAAUUCCAUUAGACCAAGGCUCGAAGACAUAGAGGAUGAAGAGGAUCUACUCCGUCUUCAGGAAGAGUUUAUCUCUAUGAAUUCUACACCUGCUGCAAAGGUUAUUCGACGGCCACCGCCCGUAUUUGGAUCAGCUCCAACACCUGCAAAGAUAGAGGAGGAGGAGGAUUUGGGUAUGCCCGAUCUAGAGGACGUUCCAGAACUCGAAGCUGUCCCGGAAAAACGACCAGAUAGGAAGAUGAAGAGUGGAAAGAAAAAGUCCCUGUUUGCUUCUCGUCGAGCUCAAGCUUCCAAUACUGCGGAGAGCGCGCCAAAGCAGGAGGAGGAGCCGCUCGUUACUAAACGCCUCAUUGACGUCAACUCUAUGCUGGGAAAUGUCAUCGGCACUGUAAAAGAAAGCAUCCCGGAACCGAAGAAAGAUGUGGUGAAAUUGGAUUUUGACCUAGGCUUCGCCAAUCGCGCUCGACAAUCCACUGGAUUUCCACAACCUGUACAUCGAAGCGAAUUCCGAAAGCGAAUGGACGAAAAACUCAACAAGGAGAAAGAUCAAGCAACCAUUUUAAGCGACCUACCAUCGAAGGAUGAUGAGGAGUUUGUGAACGAAAAGUAUCAAGAUAUCCACGAAGAGAAUACCAACGCCAUCAAUGCAAUGUCGGAGGAGGAUAUUAUCGCUGCUCGAGCACAAUUGAUGGCGUCCAUGGACCCGGCUUUGAUAGAAAAGUUGAUGAAGAGGAAGCCAAUGAGUGAGAGAAAAGAAGACACUCCAUCUGCUUCACCUAAUGUCAAAAAGGUACAGUUUUCUGAUACCAUCGAUACUGCCGCGGAUGUCAUGGAGGAAGAUCAUCCUAUCGCUAUGAAGAAGAAAUACUUUCAAAAUGUCGAGUCUGAACCUGAAAAGAUGAUUUGGAUGGGCAUUGGCGAGCAGCAGGAUCAAACGACAGAUGUACCCAGUUUUUCAAACGCUGCUGCGCAACUUCGAUUUGACUUUGCCGGAAAUAUUAUUACAGAUAAAUCCGUUCCUGUCCAUAAAGGUUUGCAUCACCAUGGGCAGAAUCCGAAUGAGGCUGGCUACACCAUCCCGGAAUUGUUCCACCUUAUGCGAAGUCAAGUAUCCUCUCAGCGAGUGAUUGUUCUCAAUACCAUUUCGCGCAUCAUACAGAAAACCAAACAGCAAGGUUAUGGGCGUUCGAUCUCUGGAAACAUUUGGUCUUUUAUUAUAUCUGAUAUGAAAGGCGCUACUUAUUUGCGAGCUGCUUUGGACGACAAAUAUACUGGAGCCGUUGCUGCUGCUAUCAACGCCCUUGCUUCUCUCAUUUGCAACGAUGAUGAUGAUAUUUCCAUGUACAAACAUCUUCGUUUUAAUUUGGAUAGAGGAUAUGAGAGGAUUUGGCAAAUCCCCGCAGGUGAAGUUGACAGCGCCACCUCUGCUUCUGGCCUGGAUAAAAAAUUUACCAAUGCGGUUGAUACUUUAAACAACACUUCCGCCGAUGAUGACACCGAGGAACCAGAAGCGAAUACAAUGGAAGCACACGCCAAAUUGGCAGAAAAGGACGUCAUAUCAGCCUUAGUACAGAUGAACAUAUUGCCUCGAAUUCGCUAUCUGUUGGAGCACAUGUGUCAACCUGGUGGGCUGGAUAGCUGGACCGUUAUGCGACUUAUUUCCAUUACUGAACGCUUAGCCAGGACCAGUGAUAGCAUAUGCGAAAUGAUUGCUGUGGAAGAGCCCAAGAUAGUCGACCUGAUUGUUAGCCAUGGUAUUGAAAACACACAAUGGCCCAUCAUUUCCUCCAGCCAGUCGUCCAAUAAGUCUAAUGUUGGUUGGCCAUCAUUGGAAGCGAUUCACUUCUUACACGCUAUGGCUGCUGCCAAAAAACAAAUUGCCAUCAGUGUUUGUAUCGAAACUGGUCAUGUUGAUAAUACGCUUCGUUUCCUCACUUUGUCUCCAUCCGCCAUGUCCGAUCCUUCAGCUGUCAUACACGCUUUUGAGUUACAAUUGGCAACGCUCGAAUUGUACCGCUUGCUUGCUGCUUAUGGUCUCUACUGCCAUGUGAUGGCUGAUCUGGCACCAAAAAUACCACUGUGGAUCAUGGCCAAGGAUACACUGGAUAAUGAAAAAUGGGACAAGGCGGCAGAACUAACCUACGCAAGAAGUAUCUCGGUGAUCGCGCUAUUAGAAACGUAUCUUCACGAUGCAUCCGAUACUCAUCGAACGCUGCCUCAACAUGAUAUCUGCUGGGCGCAACCAAUGGCUUUCCAUGAACUAAUUGUUUCCAUCCUAAAGAAGAGUGCUGCCGAUUUGGUGUCUAUUAGUACAAAAAAGGAUACGGAUCUUCAAGACGAUGCACAACUCAGCCUCAUAGCAGUCUCCAUUGGCUAUCUUGCGACGUGGUGUCGAUAUCUGGAUUCUAAUCCUCCCGCUGAUAAACAAAUCGUUGAGGAUACCUGGGUUGCUAUUGCUGAUAGCCUUCUUCAGUCGAGCUGGCUCUCGGCGUUGGAACGUCUUUUGGACCAUCUUGGACAGUCAUGGCCAAGCCGUCCACAACCUGUGCAGUACACCAACCUUUCCGGGAUAUACGGGCCGGACACUCUGGAUCACUACAAAUGCUUAAGCAAGAGAGAUAUUGUGCUUGAUGUUGUGGCUAGAUUUAGUCAGCUGCUGGGAUCAUAUGGUAGGAUUCCAUUAGCCAACAUCGCGCAACAAGCAUGUGAAUGGUUAAUACAUGAUCAGGUUGCACACAUUAUGAUCGACCAAAUUGCGAAACUCUAUCUCGGUGCACACCAUACCAGUUUCAGUUGGAUGGAAAGCCGACACACUCGAAAGUAUCCAGCUCAGACUGUAUGGUCACACCUUUAUUCUGUAACCAGUUUGACAUUGAGUACACGUGCAUUACCUAAAUCAACUAUAGAGCCCAUGUCGAUCUUAGCUGGUUUUUUCAUGCACAAAUCAUCCAGCGGAGAUGAGUGGCCAGUUCAAUGGAUUCUAAACCACGUUCUUUCAACGUCUUCAACGACUGAAAAGGAAAGCAAUGAUGAUGGUGUACUAUUACCGUUCUACAAGGAAUGUAUUGGGUCGGACGCUAAGUUGCAAGAAUCCAAAGGUCUGUUCUUACAUGAUGGAAGGUUCAUCGAAACCAUGGUGCAAAGCGGUAUUCAAGAUACUAAAAUACCUCAUAAUGUGUUGGCAUUGUUAUUGUCUCCCAUUGACGAGCUCUAUCACGCGGAUAAGUCGGAGAUACUUCGAGACUUGCCACAUGGCUACAAUGCCACGGAGCCUAAUAUUGUCACAGCAGCGUUGGACAAAACGCUUCAAAUCUAUAAACUGUUUAGUGGACACCAAGAUUUAACCACUGUAGCCGUUUCACUCAUGAAGCUGUUCCUUCUUGGCGAGAGAUCAGGUCGAAACGUCCAAGUGGAAGUGGGUUUUGGCCAUCCGGAGGAUGGACAAGACUUGUUCCGCGACAGCAAUGUGACGUUAAGAAUCCAAGAGUGGCUGAAUUGCAUGUCAGCUGCACAGCUGCAUGCAUCAUUGCAGGAAGCUUGGUCCGACAGUUCGUGUCAUGUCCGAAAAGCGGCUGUACCAUUUUACCAGUUCUAUCAGGACUUUGCCGCUCAAUACGCUGCCAUAUCUUAUGGUGAUCGCUCCUUUGCCAGACUCUUGUUGCUUCCGCUGAUGUCCAGCUGUCCAAUCGAUUACAAACAUCAUCUGUGGAACGAUUUGAUUGAUACCCUACCGACCAUUCGUGUCCCCAUCACGGACUUACUGGGAGGAGUUCAAGCGUAUGUACAGCCUCCUGAACAAAAUGAAAGCAUUUUGCGAGAUAUGCUUCUGGCCGUUUGCACGAGGAAAGUGUCCAAAGUCGAUAUGAAUGGUGGUGAAAAUGGUGCAUUGUAUUGGCUCGCGUUGCACCAUCUGAGAUUUGCAUAUUCCAACCAUACUACCCCACCUUCUCUUUUGCGAGACUUGCAAGUGUUACAGCCUCUUUUUGACCAGCCGUUUCCUUCGGAAUUAGCUAACACGAGUAUUUAG